Molecule: messenger RNA, 1406 nt
Organism: Impatiens glandulifera
Lineage: Eukaryota; Viridiplantae; Streptophyta; Magnoliopsida; Ericales; Balsaminaceae
Product: transcription factor DIVARICATA-like
Exons: 2
Coding region: 581-1324 (247 amino acids)
Molecular function (GO): DNA binding
Source: RefSeq, a predicted model, not a curated record
GUAAACUUUCUUGUGAAGAGUUAAUAAGAUCUAGACCCUACAAAAACCCACAGUCCACAAACAAAAAACCAUCCACCAAUUACAGACCAACAACAUAUUUGACAAGAUCUCUUAUUCUCUUUCUUUUCUUAUUCUUCAUCUUCAUCUUCUUGAAGACAGUAAGUCAGAUCUCUCAUCAAACUCUUAAGUAAUUGUAUAAUGGAAUUGACUUCUUUUGAUCUAGUGUCAUUUUAUGAGGAUCUUGCUAUGUUUACUUCUUCUUCUUUCAUAUUUAUACAAGAUUCUUCAUUUUGGUUCUGAUUUAACAUCUUUGAUUGAUUUGAUUAUAUACAAUCCUUCUGGAAAUUUCCCCUUAAGGUUUGGAAUGGUGGGUCUUCUUCUUCUUCAUCAUCAUCCUUCUCUAGAUUCCCCACUUCCUCUUCUUCCUUCAAAAUGCAUCUUGACUGCAACCCUUUUUCCUCAUAAAGUCCCCACAUCUCUGCAUUCCCACGUUGAGUUGUUCCCUUCCCUCUAGAGAGAGAAGUCAUUUACUAUUAUUAUUACUCACCAACUGUUUGCUUAAUUGUCUGAACCAAAUAACAUGAAGAGAGGAACGCAAAUGGGAAUGGGAAUGGGAAUUCUUUCUCCUGCAAUCUACAAUGAGAAUAAUUCUCGGUGGCUGUUUGAAGAAAACAAAGGAAUUACAAAAUGGACGGCGGAAGAAAACAAGCUUUUCGAAAGUGCUCUUGCUUUGUUCGAUAAGGAUACACCUGAUCGUUGGUAUAACGUUGCUGCAAUGAUCCCAGGGAAGACUGUUAAUGAUGUGAUCAAACAGUAUCAAGAAUUGGAAGAAGAUGUUUUCGACAUUGAAGCUGGUCUCAUCCCAAUUCCUGGCUAUAAUAAUAAUAAUAGUAAUAACAUUAGCAGAUCAAGAACAAGAACAAGCACUUUCACUUUCGAUUGGAUGAUGAUGAACAACGGAAAGAGAGGACCCUCCUCUCGCCCAUCCGAACAAGAAAGGAAAAAGGGUGUUCCUUGGACAGAAGAAGAACACCGAUUAUUCUUGAUGGGGUUGAAGAAAUUCGGUAAGGGGGAUUGGAGAACAAUAUCGCGUAACUUUGUUACAACGAGAACACCAACUCAGGUAGCCAGUCAUGCUCAGAAAUAUUUCAUUAGACAGUUAUCAAGUGGGGGGAAGGACAAGAGGAGAUCAAGUAUCCAUGACAUCACAACCGCUCAUCUUACAUCAGCAGCAUCGCCGGAAAGUGAAGGUGGUGGCGGCGGUGACAAGGUAUUAAUAAACUUGCAAUAUGAAUUUCCAAAUGGCAUUAUUAUGUUAAAGUGAAAGUAGUAAAAUUGUUACUGUUAUGUUUAAUUUGUAUUCAAAUAUCCAUCACAGUUAGAAAUGAAGAUGUUAUUAUUGUGUA